UAAAUUUGUUUAAACUCGACCGCCGGUGAUUAUUUUCAAAAUAAUUCGCUAUUUUUUGGCGGUGGCCUACGCGUGGCAGCCCUGGCGCUGUGCUGCGAUAGCGAUACAUCGAUAACGCAACCUUGAUACACUAACUGCCAUCCCAACUCACUCUUGGUUGUUUUUUUUUGCGUUUUUGCAUAACAAAAUCUUGGAAAUUCGCCCAAAACGCAGGCGAUUGCGGAAACGGAGUUCAGGAGACCAGGAGAGGCACAUCCCACCUUCAGAACAGACGAAAUGGGACAGUACACGGCGUCGCAGCGCAAGAAUGUGAGGAUCCUGCUCGUGGGCGACGCCGGGGUGGGUAAGACUUCGCUGAUUCUGUCGCUGGUCAGCGAGGAGUACCCGGAGGAGGUGCCUCCACGGGCCGAGGAGAUCACCAUUCCGGCGAACGUCACACCAGAGCAAGUGCCUACGAGCAUCGUUGACUUCUCGGCAGUGGAGCAGACGGAGGACGCCUUGGCCGCCGAGAUCAACAAGGCGCACGUGGUCUGCAUAGUGUAUGCCGUGGACGAUGACGACUCCCUGGACCGGAUCACUUCCCAUUGGCUGCCGCUCAUCCGCACCAAGUGCAAUCCCUCGCUGGACGGCGAAGGAGAUGCCGAAGCGGAGGCGGAGGGCGGUGACGCCCAGCGGGAACCCGUGCGGAAACCCAUCGUUUUGGUCGGCAACAAGAUCGACCUGAUUGAGUAUUCCACAAUGGAUAGCGUGCUAGCCAUCAUGGAGGACUAUCCCGAGGUCGAAAGCUGCGUGGAAUGCUCGGCCAAAACGCUCCAUAAUAUCUCUGAGAUGUUCUACUACGCCCAGAAGGCAGUGCUGCACCCGACUUCACCGUUGUACGUGAUGGAAGAGCAGGAGCUUACAUCCGCCUGCAAGAAGUCGCUGGUGCGAAUCUUUAAAAUCUGCGACAUUGACGGGGAUAAUCUACUGAACGAUUACGAGCUGAAUUUGUUUCAAAGGAGAUGCUUCAACACACCUCUUCAGCCUCAGAUUUUGGACGAGGUGAAAGCCGUGAUACAGAAGAACGUACCCGAUGGCAUCUACAACGAUGCGGUCACCCUGAAAGGCUUCCUCUUUCUGCACUGCCUGUUCAUCCAGCGGGGAAGGAAUGAGACCACCUGGGCGGUGCUGCGUCGUUUUGGCUACAAUGACCAAUUGGAGAUGUGCCAGGAGUAUCUGCGACCACCCCUGAAAAUACCACCUGGUAGUAGCACAGAACUUUCGCAUCGGGGACAGCAGUUCCUCAUUGCAGUGUUCGAGCGUUACGAUCGCGAUGGAGACGGAGCCUUGUCGCCCGAGGAGCACAAGAUGUUGUUCAGCACAUGUCCCUCUGCACCGUGGUCUUAUUCCACGGACAUUCGCAAAUCCUGCCCGAUUAACGAGACUACUGGUUGGGUGACCCUGCAUGGCUGGCUUUGUCGCUGGACACUAAUGACUCUAAUCGAUGUGGUCAAGACCAUGGAGUAUUUGGCCUACCUUGGCUUUAAUGUUCAUGAAAACGACAGCCAGUUGGCCGCAAUACACGUGACGCGAGAGCGUCGCAUCGAUUUGGCCAAGCGCCAAAGCAGUCGGUCCGUGUACAAGUGUCAUGUGAUUGGGCCCAAGGGAUCGGGAAAAACGGGAAUGUGUCGCGGCUUUCUGGUGGAGGACAUGCAUAAGCUAAUCGGCAAGGAGUUCAAGACGAAUGUGGUCCAUUGCAUCAACUCUGUGCAGGUGUAUGGCCAGGAAAAGCAUCUUAUCCUGCGCGACAUCGAUGUAAGACAUGCCCUUGAUCCCCUCCAGCCGCAGGAAGUGAACUGCGAUGUGGCCUGUCUGGUCUUUGACUCAUCCAAUCCCCGCUCCUUCGAGUACGUGGCCCGUAUCUAUAUCAAGUAUUAUGCGGAGAGCAAGAUCCCGGUCAUGAUAGUUGGCACCAAGAGCGACAUGGAUGAGCGCCGUCAGGACUACUUAAUGCAGCCGGCAGAGUUCUGCGAGAAGUACAAGCUUCUGCCCCCGCACCUCUUCAGUCUAAAGACCAACAAGAAAGAACUGUAUACCAAGCUGGCCACCAUGGCAGCUUUUCCACGCUUCCAGGCCGCCUGGAUACUGUUCUACAAGCACAGGUUGGUACAGCUGUGGGAAUCGGCCCACUUGCGGCAGUUUGGCUUGAUGACGGAGGAUCCAAAGCUGUGGUGGAAGGCGGGACUGGGCGUGGCCGCAGCUACCAUGCUGGGAUUCAUUGUGCUUAAAACUAUCAGCGCUGCCGGAGCACAUUCCCGCUAAAGGAAUAUACUGGAUUUUGGGGAGGGACUUAAAAACACAGAUGUUUACCACAGACAAGUUAAUGUUUAACAAAUUCAUGUAACUUAUUUAUUACUUCUUUGCUUGCUACUGUAAAUCCAAAUUUAUUGUUACGAAAGCCAAAGCAAACAAUGAAAGGGGCACACGCCGAUGUUCUCAUUCCUGACAUGUAAAUACACGCGCCAAGUACACUAGCAGGAAUUUGGCAUAAGCAGAGGCCAGUGGACAAUGAAUAGCGGCAGGCCAGUCGAGCACAUUGUGUACGUUGCAUUUCAAUUCGUUUAUAACGCUAACUUAAACCAUGUACUCUCUGAUAAGUCAAAUAAGUUAUUGUUACCAUCAUAAUCGUGUAACUAAACAACCGAUAUCGUGCAUAGCUGAUAGUGAUAUGUACACGUACUGGGUUCUAUAUAAACCAUAUAUACUACACCUAGAAAACCGCCCGAUUGGGUGAUAUCGCACUUUUGUAAAUACGCGCAAAGCCCCUAGUAUGAGCAAUAAAUCUAUCUAUAUAUGUGGAUUUACAUAUAGCGAACUUUAAAGAAAUAAAA
This is a messenger RNA of Drosophila ficusphila, 2870 nucleotides long. It is a transcript of the gene Miro, whose product is annotated as mitochondrial Rho GTPase. Gene Ontology annotation, molecular function: GTP binding; GTPase activity; calcium ion binding. The record is from RefSeq and is a predicted model, not a curated record. The transcript has 4 exons. Lineage: Eukaryota; Metazoa; Arthropoda; Insecta; Diptera; Drosophilidae. Gene Ontology annotation, cellular component: mitochondrial outer membrane. The coding region runs from base 277 to 2301 and encodes 674 amino acids. Gene Ontology annotation, biological process: small GTPase-mediated signal transduction; mitochondrion organization.